CAUGCGGUCACAUGACAGUGAGUGAAGAUGUCUGCUACAGAGGAGGACACGGAACUGAGAGACCUACUGAUUCAGAAUUUAGAAAAUAAUGGCGUUUUGAACAAAAUUAAGGCUGAACUUCGAGCUGCGGUGUUUCUCGCUUUAGAGGAGCAGGACAAAGUUGAGAAUAAAACCCCACUUGUAAACGAAAAUCUGAAAAAGUGUCUCAACUCAAAAGAUGGGCGUCUUGUGGCCAGUUUAAUCACCGACUUUCUUCAAGUCUUCAAUUUAGACUUCACUUUUGCAGUUUUUCAACCAGAAAUUAACACGUUAAAUGGGCUUGACAGUCGUGAAAGUUUGUUCAAAGAGCUCGGCCUCUCUGAAUCAGAAGGGAACAAGAGCACGCCUCUCCUCCUUGAGUUAAUUAAGAGGGGUCGACACAAAGAGAAACCCUCCAUCUUCUCUGAGGGUGAUCGAGUAAUGCAUAUUCCCAAGGAGCUGUCUCCUCAACAAAUUGCUGAAGCACGCAAAAAAUACGACUGUCGAGACAAGGAUAGAAGUGGUGGAAUAAGCAAAGAAGAAGUGAUUGGUGUUUUCUCUGAUCUUUUCCCCGUUUUAGCAGGCAUGCUAGAGCAAUAUGUCACAGAUGAACUCAGAGCCAAAAAUAAAGACAUAAGUAGUUCUAUAGACUUUCAGGAUUUCCUGGGAAUGUACAAACGGUUUUACAUUCAGUGUAGAAGUGUAGUCACCAGUGAUGUUAGUGAUGCCAUUCCCUCCUUGAGUAAAGUUACCGAGGACAAGAUCAGUUCAUCACCUACCAGCAAGAUACCCAGGUAUAAGGGAUUUAUAAAGCCUAGUGCAGCGCAGGAAGAGCCGUCUGGGCCUCAGGCUGGAGAGCUGUUGUUGAGUCACAGUGAGCUGCCAGGCUCCCAAAAGAACAGAGCUUUCGUGCAGGUCCCCAGUGGUGCUGUCGAGGGGCUUCCAGCAAGCAGGGUGGACCCCAUGACCCUGAGGACAUCGCUGGACCUGGGCCUGGAGGAUGAUGACGAGGAAGGAGACUCCUUCUUUGAUGAUCCUCUCCCAAAACCCCAAAAGACUUAUGGCUGUAGUAUACCCUCUACAGAUAAGCCAUACUCAGGGCAGAGACAUUCUGAAAAGAGCUUUAGUCAGAAAGACCAGCACCCACAGAGGGAGGAGAGCCUGGCAGGGCCGUCCUUCUCCCAAAUGAGGAGGGGUACUAGCCUCAAUGAUCUGUCUGCUAUAGGCAGUGACACUGAGGGGGAUACAGAAGACGUGUUCUCAGACCGUGAGAACAAGCGCAGCCCUGACUCUGAGCCCAGGAGAGCAGAAUCAGCAAAGGCAGCUGGAAGAACUCCCUCCCCCUUGUCAGACACCCCUCCAUUAAAAAGUGUAGGCGGAUCCCUCUCUGCAGAGAACAGCCAAAGAGACCCUGUCUCCAGUAAAAGCGGCACGUCAAAUUCCAAAGAAAAAGGCCUUCAGGAUUUUAAAGCAUUGAAUGAGAAGACUGCAUCUCCUCUUCUGGAUGAAGAACUCGACUAUGACGAUGACUUCAACAGCCAUCGAUCAGAUAACUCGAAGAGUGAGGUGAGCAUUGGUGAAGAGAUUGAAGAAGUCUCCAUCGAAGGACCUGAUCUCAGUGACAAGCUUGACGAGAUCACUCAGGACGUGAGUUUGUCUCAGCUGAGUCAAGGUGCAGCAGACUACAUGGAAGAUGUGGCGUGAUACCGUGACAGCUGCUCCUGUGUUUCUGUGUUUGUGGAUGUUGUUGUAUAAACUAAUUGUGUUACCAGUUCCUAUUAAAGCUCUACUGUUCAACAUCAA
Molecule: messenger RNA, 1821 nt
Organism: Colossoma macropomum (tambaqui)
Lineage: Eukaryota; Metazoa; Chordata; Actinopteri; Characiformes; Serrasalmidae
Gene: cep43
Product: centrosomal protein 43
Exons: 21
Coding region: 28-1722 (564 amino acids)
Biological process (GO): microtubule anchoring
Cellular component (GO): centrosome
Molecular function (GO): calcium ion binding; protein binding
Source: RefSeq, a predicted model, not a curated record